Molecule: messenger RNA, 564 nt
Organism: Vicia faba (fava bean)
Lineage: Eukaryota; Viridiplantae; Streptophyta; Magnoliopsida; Fabales; Fabaceae
Source: the annotation of a GenBank genome assembly
AUGCUAACUGGAUUAAUGGACAAUCAUUGGAAGGCUUGCACUGAUUGGGUUAACCCUAAUGGAAAACCUAAUCUCCAAUUUUCUAUUUCGUACAUUGUUCUCUUCUUGUAUACCACAAACAAACUGGUGGUCUUCGGACGUUGGGAAAGAAAUGAUGUUACAGAAGUCAUCAACACAAUGGCAAAGAUGGCUGAUCACGCUGUGAUUGCUGAUAUUGUUAGCAUUAUAAUGGAGAAAAUUGAUAUGGUCACACUUGACUUGUGUACAAGUCUUCUGCCACUUCUAAGUGACCUUUUACAAAGUGAAAUGGAUAGACAUCUAUCUAUAUCCGUGGAAAUGUUAUUGAACCUGGUCAGAGUAUUUGGUUCAGUAAUCUUUUCAACGCUAUCAGCUAAACCCUCUGUUGGUGUUGAUAUUGAAGCAGAGAACAGGCUAGAGCGUUGCAACCUCUGCUUUAUAGAGCUCGAAAAAGUCAAACGUUUCCUACCUUCUCUAAUGAGAAGAGGAGGAUCAAUUGCAAAAUCUGCACACGAGUUGAAUCUGGUACUUCAGGACGUGUCGUGA